Cryptomeria japonica (Japanese cedar) is the source of this 5379-nucleotide messenger RNA. RefSeq lists its product as uncharacterized. The record is from RefSeq and is a predicted model, not a curated record. The coding region runs from base 542 to 4618 and encodes 1358 amino acids. Lineage: Eukaryota; Viridiplantae; Streptophyta; Pinopsida; Cupressales; Cupressaceae. The transcript is spliced from 22 exons.
GGAGAUUUUUAAAAUGUGUACAGAUAUUGUUUUGGAGUGAAAAAGAAAAGCAAGAAAUAUUAAACAACAUCAAAAGCACGGAGAUGGAAUGCUGAAGAACUGGUACGAGUUUGUAGGCUGUUUUUUUUGUUUUGUUUUUCACAUUGUUUGAAGAUCUUAAAUCGUCUGAGGAAAAUAAUGCUAGGUGGCAGUUCGAAGCGUGGUAGAUAGCAGCACAAGUUUCAGAGUUUGAAACCGGUAUAACUCUUUGAAAUAAUGGAGGAUUAAUGUCAGAAGAGGGUUUUGUUUUCGGAGAAAGAAGUACAUUGGAGUUUUGACCAGGUUUUGAAGUUCCCUGUUUCAAUGGGGGACGGAUUGUGAGCAACUUACCGAAUUGCGGUGCAGCUGGAGAGUUUUGUUAUCGGGCUUUGAAGCUUUUUUUUUUUGAAGUUGUGGAGUUGGGCGGCGGCUUUGUUUUUGGUUUUAUAUAUAAAAUUAUUGGUCUUCAAUGCUUUUGCUCCAAGUUGAAGCAGGGUAAAUCGGAGAACAGCGUUUAGAAAGGAUGAUGUUCACGGAAGGGCUAGAUUCAAGCGCCAUUAACUGGGUUAGAAAGUUAACUUUUUUGCAGGGUGUGGAGAUUAAACGACAUCCGACACAAGCACAGUAUCCUACUCAUAAUAUGGAUCCAGUUUACAAUGACCGAAGUGGAAGCCGAGGCUUCGGUCUUCCUCCGUCACAGUUGCGGAGUGCUCAUGUCCUAUCCGGUCCAAUUCCCAAUCCUCGAUCAGCUCGAGAUCCUGCUGUCAAAGAGAAUGUUGGUAAUCAUACCUCAGAGUAUGAAGAAACAUCAGACUCUGGUGGCGAGCGAGAAUAUGGAAGAUAUUCAGGCGAUUCUUCUCCACAGGAAGAUCAAAAUGGAAAUCACUAUAGAGACUUUGAACAUGGUUAUAAUGGCACCGGUAUGGCACGCCGGUCUAUGCCCCCUACGCAACGCAGAGAAACAUAUACAGGCGAUUAUUUGUACUCUUAUGGAAAUUCCUCAUUGCGCUCACAGAGGCAGCAGCAUAUCUCUAAUGAUUUACCAGAGCAAAGGAACUUUGGGCAUCAACUGGAUUUAGGAGCAGGCGAGCAGAGAUAUCCUUAUAGUUAUAAUAGUAGGCAACAAAAUGAAUACAUUGAAGAUGAAUCUUCAGAAAGUGGAAUGAGUUUUGAAGAAUUUGAAGAUCGUUUUCCUAGAGAUCACGUUAUUCGCCAAGGGACAGGUGUUCCCAAUUUUAAGGUUGUUGCGGAGAAUAUUCAAGAGGAUACAACCACUCAUGCAACUAAAUCAAGGUCCAAAAUAUUGCAGCAAAGGUCAUCCGAGUUUGUUCCACAGCAUCAGCCAACUGAGAUGCGGCAGGAUCUUCACAAUAGUAGUAGCUGGCCUGGCAAUUUGUCAGACAUGGAAAUGCCCAGUGCACCGCCAAUUGAUGGUUCCAUGGGUGAACCAACUGUUACAGGCCUUCGGACUAAUCCUGUCUAUUGCUCUGAAACUUCUACUAGGAGAGACACUGUAGAAGCAGACAUUAAGCGUGGUAGGGCACAACAUCCUCUCCAUAAUGCAGUCUUGAAUAAGGGACUGGAUGGACAUGACACAGUACGGAAAACAAAGGAUGAACAUGCAAAGCCUGCUUCUGUGGUUGUUGGAGAUACAACAGGUAAUUCGUGCAAACAAUCUACAAAUAUAGCAACUACCCUACCCACAUUUCAUCUCAGUGGCCAAGGAGCUUGGCAUGCCCUUAUUGCCUAUGAGGCUUGUGUGCGGCUUUGCCUUCAGGCAUGGGCCAGAGGUUGCGUGGAAGCUCCCGAGUUUCUUCAUAACGAAUGCACACUGUUGCGUAAUGCUUUUGGAUUGCAGCAAAUACUAUUACAACCAGAGGAGGAAUUGCUGAGAAAAGGCUCCACAGAUGCUACCCUAGAAGGGUCUGCUCCUAAGCCAAAGAAAACCGUAGGAAAAAUUAAGGUGCAAGUGCGUAAGGUGAGGAUGGUGCUUGAUUCGCCAUCUGGAUGCACUUUUCAUUCAUUUGGAUCAUCACGUGUAAACUUUGGAUCUCUACGUAGAAAAACUUCCAAUCUUCAGUCAACACUUUUGUCUGGAUGGGAAGCAGUGAGAAAAGUUCGUGUUGCACCCCAUGUUCCCCUGCAUGGCACUUACACUCAGCGUAGUAUGGCAUAUAUGCAAGCAGGUGGACGCUAUGUAAGACAAGUGUCUAGCCUUCUAAAAACAGGUGUCACGUCUCUUCGCAGCAGCUCAGUGAAUGAAACUACACAAGAGACUUACUCUUGUUAUCUGAAACUGAAGAGCUCAAUUGAAGAAGAAGCUUUCCGAAUGCAACCAGGAUCUGGUGAAAUGCAUGUCUUCCUACCAGAAAGUCCGGGGGACGAUCUCAUUGUAGAAGUUCAGGAUUCCAAGGGUAAUGUACAAGGACGUGUUUUAGUUCAACUUGCUUCUAUUAGUGAUGAUCCGGUAAGCAAUGCAUUUCUCUUCUGUCUUCUCAUUCUGAAAGAAAUGAUGUUAGCCAUCAGUAUGGAUAAGAUCAGAGACUACAUUAAUACUGAUGUAUACAAUUUUGUGCAGACAGAUAAAACACGCUGGUGGUCUAUUUAUAAAGAGCCAGAACAUGAGUGUGUGGGGAAAAUUCAGCUCUUUAUAAACUACAUAACAAGUACGGAUGAAAUGGGUGCUAUGAAGUGUGGCCCUGUUGCAGAAACUGUUGCCUAUGAUUUGGUAUUAGAAGUUGCAAUGAGAGUGCAACAUUUUCAGCAAAGGAAUUUACAUCUACAUGGGCCUUGGAGGUGGUUAUUGACAGAGUUUGCUUCAUAUUAUGGAGUUUCAGAUGCAUAUACAAAGUUAAGGUACCUUUCAUCUAUUAUGGAGGCUGCAACACCUACUGAAGACUGUCUUAUACUAGUACAUGAUUUGCUUGUCGCUGUAGUAAGUGCUCGGGAUGGGAAUGCUUUAAGUCGACAAGAGAAACGGAUUUUAGGAGACAUUGAAGACCAAGUGGAGCAAUUGCUUGCUUUGGUGUUUGAGAAUUAUAAAUCAUUGGAUGAUUCAAUACCAUCAGGCUUAGUUGAUGUGUUUGGACCUGCUACUGGCAUUGCUGCACCAGCUCUUACCCCUGCUGUAAAGAUAUAUACUCUCCUCCAUGAUAUACUAUCUCCUGAGGUGCAGUUAAAUUUGUGCAGCUAUUUUCAGACUGCUGUGAAGAAAAGGUCGAGGCGACAUAUAGCAGAGACAGAUGAGUUUGUAGCAAAUGGCAAUGAAGGAAUAUUGAUGGAUGCAUUAAAUAUUUCAACAGCAUAUUCGAAAAUGAAAACACUUUGCUUGAAUAUUCGAAAUGAAGUUUCAACUGAUAUUGAAAUCCAUAAUCAGCACAUUUUACCCAGUUCUAUAGAUCUUCCGAAUAUUGCUGCUGCCAUAUAUAAUGUGGAUCUAUGCAACCGAUUACGAGCAUUUCUUAUCGCAUGUCCUCCCUCUAGCCCUGCUCCACCUGUGGGAGAGCUUGUAAUUGCAACUGCCGACUUCCAGAGAGAUAUUGCCAGCUGGAAUAUUAGUCCCGUAAAAGGAGGGGUUGAUGCAAAAGAAUUGUUCCAUUUGUACAUAGUCCUAUGGAUUCAGGAUAGACGUCUUUUACUGCUCGAGUCCUGUAAGCUUGAUAAGGUGAGAUCAACUGAGGUUACGACACAACAUUCAACAUCACCAUUUGUUGAGGACAUGUAUGAACGCAUUAAAGACACAUUAAAUGAAUAUGAAAUCAUUGUUCGUCGCUGGCCUGAAUACACAUUCGCUUUAGAGAAUGCCAUUGCUGAUGUAGAAAAGGCAGUGCUGGAGGCAUUGGAAAAGCAGUAUGCUGAUGUUUUGGCACCGCUUAAGGAAAAUACGGUGCCUAAGAAAUUUGGUCUCCAAUAUGUGCAGAAGCUUACAAAACGUCGAUCAAUGUGCCUUUACAGUGUUCCUAGUCAAUUGGGAGUAUUCUUGAACACUAUCAAGAGGCUUCUUGAUGUACUUCGACCUAAAAUUGAGGCACAAUUGAAGUCAUGGGUCUCAUGCCUGCCUGAAGGUGCCUGUGGAAAUAUGAUAUUUGGUGAACACAUGAGUGAGAUCACUGUUAUGUUGAGAGCUAAGUUUAAGAAUUAUUUGCAGGCCAUUAUAGAUAAACUUGCUGAUAAUACUCAAGUGCAACGCGAGACCAAAAUCAAAAAAAUUAUUCAGGACACAAAGGAUUCAGGUGGAGAGUCUGAGAUUCGAGAUAGAAUGCAGGCUUUGAAUACUCAACUGAUUGAGACAAUCUCCAAUCUUCAUGAUCUAUUUACAAGCCGUGUCUUUGUGGCCAUUUGUCGUGGAUAUUGGGAUCGCAUGGGACAGGAUGUUCUACACUUCUUAGAAAAUAGAAAGGAAAAUAGGUCCUUGUACAAAGGUUCUCGUAUUACUGUGGGAAUUCUAGAUGAUACUUUUGCAUCACAGAUUCAGAGAUUACAAGGUCAUGCUCUCCAAGAAAAAGACCUUGAGCCACCACGCUCUAUUAUGGAAGUUCGUUCAAUGCUUUGUAAAGAUGCUCCAAAUGGUACAGAUUCGUCAAACUAUUACUACUUCUAAGGUUGCAUCAAAUUGAAUCCAGAAAUUCUCUUCUAGAAUUUCAGUCUUUUUGUACUGUUACAAAAAGAACAGAAGCAAUAUUUGUUGCUUCUGUAGAAACUGGAAUUGGGCUGGGAGAAAUGAGAAUUUUGAUCCAUCAAUAAUGUUUUGGAUGUCACAAGUGUAUAUUUUUGUUGCCUUUUUCAAGUUCAUUAUAUCACAUAUUGUAUUUAUACUGUCGAGAACACACCAAUCAUUGCGUAGGCUUUGAAGCUAUCAAGACAGUGCAUUGAUAUAUUAUGGCUAGGAAUUUCUUGCUUAUAUGGCAACAACGAUUGAUAGUUGUUUGUUUGUCAUUUUUGAGGAUCAUAACAAUUGUAAGUGCUCUAAGAAUUGCGACUUAAGACUUACCUAUGUAAGUUGUGGCACAAUGAUCCAAGAACAUGUAAAAUACAGGGGUAGUGGGCUUACACUUGAUCUUAAAACAUGCUUUGAGCACUACAGGUGGGAAGAUUUUGAGAAAUGUAUGCCUAAUGUAGGACCGCAGGUUUACAAGACAAUUGAACGAGUGGGAGAUCCAUAAUAAUAAACGGGUUAUACAAAUACACAACUUGUUUGUAAGCCCGGACAUAAACUCAAUUUCGGCACUGGACAGACUAAUGUCAAGGGAUUACAGUUUUUAACUGUAUUGGGCCAUACAGGUGAUACAGAUUGCUAAUUCUUGUAGCACAAGUCUGCACAUUUUUGUUAUUAAGUUUUCAAUCACUCCUUUUGUUUUUGCA